UCCAGCUUAGCCUCUGGCCAGACAACUGCUUCUUAAGAUGAGACUCUGGGAACUUCUGCCAUUCCUGGUCCUCUUCAUCUUCUUGUGGGGCAUCCAGGAACCUGAGCUGGCAGAGGGGUUCCUUUUCAGAAAGUGCCCAAAAUACAAAAUGAAUUGUAAUGAUGUAAAAACAGAUGACUGUGCACAUCACAUAGACUGUCCAUCAAAGGAAAAGUGCUGCCAGUUUCUCUGUGAAAAAAUAUGCAUGGACCCCAGAAUAGAUGUAUGCAGUCUGCCAAAGGUUAGUGGCCCCUGCAUGUUUCAAGUUCCACGCUGGUGGUAUAAUAAAAAAACUGGAGUCUGUACUGAAUUCAUCUAUGGUGGUUGCCAGGGGAACCUUAACAACUUCAAAAGUGAAAGUGUCUGUAAAUCCAUCUGUAAAAAAUGA
Messenger RNA from Chionomys nivalis (European snow vole), 427 nucleotides. RefSeq names its product WAP four-disulfide core domain protein 6A-like. The transcript is spliced from 3 exons. Gene Ontology annotation, biological process: negative regulation of peptidase activity. Gene Ontology annotation, cellular component: extracellular region. Bases 38 to 427 code for a protein of 129 amino acids. Gene Ontology annotation, molecular function: serine-type endopeptidase inhibitor activity. NCBI's taxonomy places the organism in Eukaryota, Metazoa, Chordata, Mammalia, Rodentia, Cricetidae. The record is from RefSeq and is a predicted model, not a curated record.